Messenger RNA from Gekko japonicus, 518 nucleotides. It is a transcript of the gene SDCBP2, whose product is annotated as syndecan binding protein 2. Gene Ontology annotation, molecular function: protein binding. Lineage: Eukaryota; Metazoa; Chordata; Lepidosauria; Squamata; Gekkonidae. The annotation marks the transcript as partial. The transcript has 3 exons. The record is from RefSeq and is a predicted model, not a curated record. Gene Ontology annotation, cellular component: plasma membrane; cytoplasm.
GCCUUUCCAGCGCACGGUGACCCUGCACAAGGACAGCUCCGGAUAUGUGGGCUUCGUCAUCAAGAAGGGGCAGGUCGCCUCCAUCGCCAGGGGGACCUCUGCGGCUCGGAACGGGCUCCUCACCAACCACUACAUCUGCGAGGUCAACGGACAGAACGUCAUCGGGCUCAGGGACAGGGACGUCACGGACAUCCUGGCCAAUGCUGGUGACGUCGUCACCCUCACCAUCACCCCUGCGGUGAUCUACGAGCACAUGGUCAAAAAGCUUUCUCCAGGGCUCGUGAAAGCAUCUAUGGAUCACUCCGUCCCUGAUGUUUAAAACUGGCAAAGAUUUUCAUACACGCCUCCUCUCUCUUCUGACAUGGAACACCAGAGACAACAACCCGAAUAACUUGAAGAACCGGUGCUUCUCCUCAGAGAAUAUUUCGUGGCGGAGAGAGACCCAACCAAUUCCUUAAGGCUUUCUGUUAUGUAUGUGGACCACCACCAGGGGUCCACGGCUAGAGUCGGAGCUUAGG